Molecule: messenger RNA, 1443 nt
Organism: Ipomoea nil (Japanese morning glory)
Lineage: Eukaryota; Viridiplantae; Streptophyta; Magnoliopsida; Solanales; Convolvulaceae
Product: tryptophan synthase beta chain 1-like
Exons: 6
Coding region: 1-1443 (480 amino acids)
Biological process (GO): L-tryptophan biosynthetic process
Cellular component (GO): cytoplasm; chloroplast stroma
Molecular function (GO): tryptophan synthase activity
Source: RefSeq, a predicted model, not a curated record
AUGGCCUUUUGCCCCUCCGCCGGCGCCGCUACCCAACUCUCAGCUCCCUCACUCGCCAAGCCGUAUCGCGCCAACUCCAUACUCCAACUCCCCCUAAAGCUCAACAAACUUACACCUCGCUCGCACAACGUCCGUCCCGUCCUCUGUACCCUAACCGGAGAAUCAUCGGCAGUCUCUCCGCCGGCGGUUCUUCAACGCCCCGAUCCAUUCGGACGGUUCGGCAAGUUUGGUGGGAAGUAUGUCCCUGAAACGCUAAUGCACGCUCUCGAUGAGCUCGAGACCGCAUUCAAAACCCUGUCCAAUGAUCGAGAAUUUCAGAUUUCGGGUUUUAAAUGCUUUAACCUCGCCAUUGAAACAGAGUAUGAGGGAAAUAAAGAACUAGAUGGGAUCUUGCGUGACUAUGUUGGAAGAGAAAAUCCCCUUUAUUUUGCUGAACGGCUUACUGAACACUACAAACGUCCUAAUGGUGAAGGACCACACAUCUACCUUAAGAGGGAAGAUUUGAACCACACUGGGGCACACAAGAUUAACAAUGCUGUUGGUCAAGUUUUGCUUGCAAAGUACUUGUGCAAGAAGCGCAUUAUUGCUGAGACUGGUGCUGGUCAGCACGGUGUUGCCACUGCAACUGUUUGUGCUCGAUUUGGACUACCAUGUGUUGUUUAUAUGGGUGCUCAAGAUAUGGAGAGACAAGCAUUGAAUGUCUUCCGGAUGCGGCUUCUUGGUGCUGAGGUUGUACCUGUCCACUCUGGGACGGCCACACUCAAGGAUGCUACAUCAGAAGCUAUAAGGGACUGGGUUACCAAUGUUGAAACGACUCAUUACAUUUUGGGAUCUGUUGCAGGCCCGCAUCCAUUCCCCAUGAUGGUUAGAGAGUUCCAUGCUGUGAUUGGUAAGGAGACUAGGAAGCAAGCAUUGGAAAAAUGGGGUGGAAAGCCUGAUGUGCUUGUUGCAUGUGUUGGUGGAGGCUCGAAUGCUAUGGGCUUAUUCCAUGAGUUUGUUGAUGACAAAGAUGUGAGGUUGAUUGGCGUGGAGGCUGCAGGUUUUGGUGUCGAAAGUGGUAAACAUGCUGCCACUUUAACCAAGGGAGAGGUCGGAGUGCUUCAUGGCGCCAUGAGCUAUCUGCUUCAGGAUGAGGAUGGGCAGAUAGUCGAGCCUCAUUCCAUCAGUGCUGGGUUGGAUUACCCUGGAGUUGGGCCUGAGCAUAGCUUUUUGAAAGACAUAGGAAGAGCUGAAUACUAUAGCAUAACCGAUGAGGAGGCUUUAGAAGCUUUCAAGAGGUUAUCUCGGUUAGAAGGCAUUAUUCCUGCACUUGAGACAUCUCAUGCAUUGGGAUACUUAGAGAAGCUGUGCCCAACUUUGCCAAAUGGAGCUAAGGUUGUGCUUAAUUGUAGCGGCAGAGGAGACAAAGAUGUUCAUACAGCUAUUAAACAUUUGAAGGUUUGA